Ipomoea triloba (trilobed morning glory) is the source of this 5426-nucleotide messenger RNA. Its product is annotated as probable phosphoinositide phosphatase SAC9. Lineage: Eukaryota; Viridiplantae; Streptophyta; Magnoliopsida; Solanales; Convolvulaceae. The record is from RefSeq and is a predicted model, not a curated record. Gene Ontology annotation, molecular function: phosphatase activity; protein binding. The coding region runs from base 140 to 5014 and encodes 1624 amino acids. The transcript has 14 exons.
AAAAUACAGGAAAUAAAGCGCCAUCAUUUACGACCUUCUAUCCCAUUCUCCAGAGCUACGCCUUCACCUCGCGCUCUCUCUCUCUGUGUGAUGCUUCUCCGACGCUGCUGACGCGACUUUCCUAUCUAAUCGCGGAAUCAUGGCAUCACCUGCUGGUUUUGUACGUGAUACAUCAGUGGUUGUUGUGACAUUGGAAUCUACCGAGGUCUAUAUUGUUGUAAGUUUGUAUUCACGGUCUGACACACAGGUGAUUUAUGUUGACCCUACAACUGGAGCUUUGCAAUUUAAUGCAAAAUUUGGAUAUGAUGUUUUUAAUUCUCAAGAUGAAGCCUUAAAUUUCAUUACAAAUGGUUCAAAAUGGCGGUGCAAGAGUCUAACUUACGCCAGGGCUUUAUUGGGCUAUGCGGCCCUCGGGAGCUUUGGUUUAUUACUUGUUGCAACAAAGGUUUUGGCCAGUAUUCCAGAUUUACCUGGAGGAGGGUGUGUAUAUACCGUGACAGAGAGUCAAUGGAUUAAAGUUUCACUCCAAAACUCUCAACCAGUGGGAAAAGGCGAAUUCAAGAAUGUUCAAGAGUUGAGUGACCUUGACAUUGAUGGAAAGCACUAUUUUUGUGAAACUAGGGACAUCACUCGGCCUUUUCCUAGCCAUAUGACUUCACAGACUCCUGAUGAAGAAUUUGUUUGGAAUAAAUGGUUUUCAAUGCCAUUCAAGAAAAUUGGGCUUCCACAGCAUUGUGUCAUUCUUCUGCAGGGGUUUGUAGAUUGUCGGGGUUUUGGAAGCUUAGGACAACAGGAAGGGCUUGUUGCCCUCAUUGCUCGUCGUAGUAGGCUGCAUCCUGGUACCCGGUAUCUAGCAAGGGGUUUGAAUUCUUGCUAUAGUACAGGCAAUGAAGUUGAAUGUGAGCAGAUUGUAUGGAUUCCCAGAAAGGCUAGUCAAAGUGUUCCUUUUAAUACAUAUGUUUGGAGAAGAGGAACUAUUCCUAUUUGGUGGGGGGCAGAGUUAAAGAUGACUGCUGCAGAAGCAGAAAUAUAUGUUUCUGACCGUGACCCUUAUAAAGGAAGUGCACAGUACUACCAGAGGUUAUCUAAAAGAUAUGAUGCACGGAACCUGGAUGUUUCUGGUAAUCAGAAAAAAAGUGCUCUGGUUCCAAUUGUGUGUGUCAACUUGCUUAGAAACGGAGAAGGAAAGGCAGAGUGUAUUUUAGUUCAGCAUUUUGAAGAAUCCAUGAAUUAUAUCCGAUCAACAGGUAAACUUCCUCAUACUAGAGUGCAUUUGAUAAAUUAUGAUUGGCAUGCCAGUGUAAAACUAAAAGGAGAGCAGCAAACAAUUGAAGGACUUUGGUACCUCUUAAAAUCACCUACAGUUUCCAUAGGCAUUUCUGAGGGGGAUUAUCUACCUUCUCGCCAACGGAUUAAAGAUUGUAAAGGUGAAAUCAUAUGUAAUAAUGAUUUUGAUGGUGCUUUCUGCUUAAGAUCACAUCAAAAUGGAGUGAUACGUUUCAAUUGUGCGGAUUCAUUGGAUAGAACCAAUGCUGCUAGUUUCUUUGGUGCGCUCCAGGUUUUUGUAGAGCAAUGCAGACGAUUAGGCAUAUCACUUGAUAGUGAUUUGGCAUAUGGUUAUCAAUCAUAUAACAACUAUGGUGGAUAUACAGCUCCCUUACCACCUGGCUGGGAGAAAAGAGCAGAUGCUGUCACAGGGAAAACAUAUUAUAUUGAUCACAAUACAAGGACCACAACUUGGAAUCAUCCUUGCCCGGACAAACCUUGGAAAAGAUUUGACAUGACAUUUGAGGAGUUUAAACGGUCAACAAUUUUAAAUCCUAUAUCUCAAUUAUCAGACUUGUUUCUGGUUGCUGGGGAUAUUCAUGCAACAUUAUAUACUGGCUCGAAAGCCAUGCACAGUCAAAUUCUUAGCAUAUUUAAUGAGGAUGCAGGCAAGUUCAAACAGUUUUCUGCUGCUCAGAAUGUGAAAAUCACUCUACAGAGAAGAUAUAAAAAUGCAGUUGUGGAUAGCUCUCGUCAGAAACAACUAGAGAUUUUUCUUGGCCUAAGGCUUUUCAAGCAUUUACCUUCAACUGUGAUCCAACCCUUACAUGUUCCCUCUCGCCCAACUGGAUGCUUUCUGAAGCCGAUUGCUAACCUAUUCCCAAGUGCUGAUGGUGGCAACGAUCUUCUAAGCUUUAAGAGAAAAGGCCUCACAUGGGUUUGCCCCCAGGCUGCAGAUGCGGUUGAACUCUUAAUCUUUCUCAGUGAGCCUUGUCAUGUUUGUCAGCUUCUUCUUACCGUUGUGCAUGGAACUGAUGAUUCAACUUUUCCAGCAACUGUUGAUGUGAGGACAGGACGUUAUCUUGAUGGACUUAAGCUUGUUGUUGAGGGAGCCUCAAUACCUAAGUGUGCAAAUGGAACGAAUAUUUCAGUACCCAUAUCAGGACCAAUUAGUACUGAGGAUAUGGCUAUCACAGGAGCAGGUUCACGCCUACAUGCUCAAGAUACUUCUAACCUACCAUUGUUAUAUGAUUUUGAAGAACUGGAGGGAGAAUUGGAUUUUCUUACCCGUGUUGUUGCACUUACAUUUUAUCCUGCAAUGGAGGGAAAAGGUCCAACUACUCUUGGUGAGAUUGAGAUACUUGGAGUGCCUCUUCCAUGGAGGUUUAUAUUUAAUGGUGAAGGCCCUGGUUUAAGGCUAUCUGAUGACCCCAAUCCUCGUUGUGAGGAAACUAACCCGUUUAUGUCUGGACUUGAGACCAAUCCUUUUGCUGCCAAUUUAUCCAAUGAUAAAGUUGUGCCAACUACAGUAGCAGAUACAUCUACCAACUUGUGGGUAGACCUGUUGACAGGAGAGAGCCAAGUUCCAGAUUCCAAUCCCAUGCCAGCAGGUGGAACUGUUUUGCAUGAAGGGGGGGACCUGCUUGACUUCUUGGAUGAUGCUGUAACCCAACCACAACAUGGUGGGAAUGAUGGCUCCAAGGUCAUUUCCCUAGAAGGACAAGCAACUAAUUGCACUCGGCUGUAUACAGAUUGUUUGAAACAACUUGAAGGUCAUAAUAUGGAGCGAAAAUUAAGUUUUAUGGAAGCUAUGAAACUUGAAAUUGUACGCUUUCGGCAAAAUCUUUCAGCAGCUGAAAGAGAUAGAGCUUUAUUGUCAAUUGGUGUUGAUCCUGCUAGUAUAAAUCCAAAUCUAUUACUUAAUGAUUCUGAGAUGGGAAGAUUGUGUGGGGUAGCAAAUGCCCUUGCACUUCUUGGGCAGGCUUCUCUUGAAGAUAAACUCACUGCAGGUAUUGGUCUUGACAUUACUGAUGAGAGUGCUAUAGAUUUCUGGAAUAUUACUGGUAUUGGGGAGAGUUGUUUGGGAGGUAAAUGUCAGGUGCAUGCUGAAGGAGGGCCUGCAGCACUUGCAUCCGCUACAUCAUCUUCAUUGCCUUCACAGGCUUUUUAUCUGUGCUCUGUAUGUGAACGAAAUGUUUGUAAAGUUUGUUGUGCUGGGAAAGGAGCUCUUAUGAUUGGAAAGGAGGUCUCAAGUUACAAUGGCUUAGGAAGCCAGACUGGAUCAUUGCAUGGAAACUCAACUGAUGUACCAUCAAAUCGUUCUACUUCACUUGAUGGUGUUAUUUGUAAGUCAUGCUGCCAUGAUGUUGUGCUCAAAGCAUUGAUGUUGGACUACAUUAGGGUCUUGAUUAGUGAGCGAAGAAGAGCUCGUGCAGAUGAAGCAGCACGAAAAGCUGUAAAUCAUGUGUUUUCUAUGAAUUGUCUUGGUAGGAGGCAUCCAUCUAGUGAUUCCCAGGUCAGUACAAAGGUUUCAAGGCAGUUGAUGAAUGAAGAAGAAUCUCUUGCAGAGUUUCCUUUUGCCAGCUUUCUAUACCCGGUUGAAACAGCAGCUGGUUCUGCACCAUUCAUGUCGUUGCUUGCACCCAUCAAUUCUGGAUCACGGGAUUCAUAUUGGAAAGCUCCCUCUAGUACCUCUGCAGUUGAAUUUGUUAUUGUUCUUAGUCAGCUAUCUGAUGUUUCUGGUGUUCUUCUUCUUAUUAGUUCUUGUGGAUACUCCAUGUCAGAUGCACCCAUUGUACAAAUUUGGACCAGCAAUAAAAUUGAAACGGAAGAAAGGUCUUGUGUUGGAAAAUGGGAUGUUCGAUCCAUGAUCACUUCUGAACUUUGUGGCUCAGAAAACUCAUCUGAAGUACCUAGACAUGUAAAAUUUUCCUUCCAAAAUCCUGUUCGAUGUCGCAUUAUUUGGAUAACAUUACGUCUUCAAAGAAUUGGUUCGAGUUCUGUUAAUUUAGAUAGAGAUAUUAAUCUUUUGUCCUUGGAUGAAAAUCCUUUCUCGGAGCUUACUAGACGUGCCUCCUUUGGAGGCGCAGCUGAAACUGAUCCAUGCCUUCAUGCUAAAAGAAUCUUGGUCUUGGGAAAUGCACUAAAAAGGGAUGCAGGCAUAUCAAGUGAAGUCCCUGACCAAAUAAAUACAACAAAUUGGUUGGACAGAGGUCCUCAGUUAAACAGAUAUAAGGUUCCAAUAGAGGCUGAGAGGUUAAUGGACAACGAUCUUGUUUUGGAGCAGUUUCUGUCCCCAGCUUCACCUAUGUUGGCAGGAUUCCGUCUGGAUGGUUUCAGUGCAAUAAAACCUCGGAUUACCCAUUCACCAUCUUCAGAUUUUAGUUCUCAGAACGACUAUUUCUGUUUGUUAGAGGAUAGAUUCAUAUGUCCAGCUGUGUUAUAUAUUCAAGUGUCUGCUUUCCAGGAACCUCACAGCAUGGUCAAUGUUGCAGAAUAUCGGCUGCCAGAAGUGAAGGCUGGGACACCAAUGUACUUUGAUUUCCCCAGGCAAAUAAGCACCCGGCGUAUCUCAUUUCGGCUUCUCGGAGAUAUUGCUGCAUUUACUGAUGACCAAACAGAACAGGAUGAUUCAGACAUAAGAACCCGCCCUGUGGCUGCUGGGUUGUCUUUGGGUAACAGAAUCAAGGUUUAUUAUUAUGCUGAUCCCUAUGAAGUUGGAAAAUGGGCUAGUCUGUCAGCCGUGUAAUCGAUCUUGUCCAAAGAGCUCAGCCUCCUGUGCCUAUGGCUAUGGUGUUGUUGUCAAAGAGAACCAAAUCCCCUUGCUGAUCCGCACAAAUAAAAUUCAGAAAACUGCGCAUGAUUGAUUUUGUAGGUCAGGAAAUUGUUGAUCUUUUGUAAUAUUUCUGGUGUCUGUUAUAGUAUAUUAUUUAUUCAUUGACGUGGAAGGUGUAUAUAAUAGAAAGUGCCUUCCAUUAUUUUACAGCUUGUGUGGAUCUUAGAAAGCCUAUUGUAUUUCAGGCUUUGUUUGGGAAAUUGGGAGUUGUGACAUUUGAUUCCAAAUUCUUUUUAGACCUGUUAUUCUGGUAAUUUUGGACAUGUUAGCCAUAACAAAUUGACUGAAAAUCGAGUUUAAGAGCAUCCCAAUAGGGGGUUUUUCA